CUCUCUCUCUCUCUCUCUCUCUCUCUCUCUCUCUCUGUCUCCGGGCAUGGCGGACAGUGACUAGUUCAUCUUCUAUCACUGCUGCACGAAGUGUAUGAUCGGUUCCAACUUAUUUCCGAAUUACUCGCUUCAGUUUUGCAUCUCACUUCCGUUCCGUUUCUUUUGACAAAGAGUUCAUCGACCAGUGCUUCUUAGGUCAAAGAAUGGCUACGAUCUUCACCUAGACAUCGCGUUCUCGACUAUUUCGAUAUGGGCUUCGCCGUCGGAGUUUCUUCCAGGCUGAGAAGGUUCUUAUUUUCGCGGCAGGUCAAGGAGAAGAGUCCGGAUGACUCCAAGGUCGUUAACCCUGGACCUGGUUUUGGCCCAACGGAUUUCGGAAGUAGACAGGAUAUGUUCUUCGACUCACGGGGGUGGUUGGAUUCUGAUUGUGAAGAUGAUUACUAUAGUGUUAAAGGAGAAUUCACUCCUUCUCGAGGUAGUACCCCAAACCGCUAUUUUGGAUCUUUGGAAACACCUCAGAGGAAUGGCAAAACAUUCGAUGAUAACCCGUUUCCUGAUAAUAGAUCUGAUGCUUCACCCACCGAGAAAAAGAAACUCUCGGAGCUUCUCCAAGUCUCAUUGAGUGAGCCGGUAGGCAAUGAGAGCAAGUUUGAAGAUGUCGGAAAACCAGAUGAACGAAUAAAUGGCAAAACGAAUAUUGGAGAUGCUGAAACGAAUCAACUUUUAAUUCCGUUCAAUGAGACCGCGAAACCUAAGAAAGAGAAGUCGAGUUUAACUGCUUCAUGUUGCAUUCCAGGCUUGGUUCCAGGCAUCGCCUCGAGGAAGCAAAAGACGAGCCCUUCACAUUGAGAAGUACGUAACAACUUUGAUUCCGGAGUAGGUUUUGAAUCCUUAUAUUUUUCUUUUAAGUUUUAAGGUUGAAAUUGAUUAAUGAUCUCCCCAUUUGAUCGAAUAUUGAAAUCGAUAUCAGAGUUUUGUGGAGAUAUUUGUAUAGAGGGGGCUUUUUAUCUUAACCCGAGCAUAUGUUUGUGGAGACCAAGUUUGUGAUAAUUACUUUUUGCUUGAUUAAGAUUGUUUAUAUGUCAA
Molecule: messenger RNA, 1086 nt
Organism: Phalaenopsis equestris
Lineage: Eukaryota; Viridiplantae; Streptophyta; Magnoliopsida; Asparagales; Orchidaceae
Exons: 3
Coding region: 250-849 (199 amino acids)
Source: RefSeq, a predicted model, not a curated record